AAAUCUUCCGAGAGGUCGGGCAGACUCUGGCAAGAGAGACAGAGAGAGCUCUUUUUUUCACUUCACGCAAAAAAGACACCACCCAUCACCACCCCCUUCCCAUCAAUUGGCAGCCAACGAAGCUCCUUCUUCGACCCUGGAGCCGCCCACAUCGACGCAUCCCGAUCCGAGAUCCAGAUACCCCGAUUUUCAAUCCGUCGACGUCCUCUCUCUUCCACAACACCAAACCCCCCGGUCCAAGAUGUCUUCCGCCCUCGCCCGCCCGCUGAUGCGGACCACCGCUCGCACCCUCCCUUCCCGCGUCGCCGCCCGCUUCGAGUCGACCACCACCAAGAAGGCCACCGAAUCCGCAAAGGACGCUGCCGGCAAGGCCAGCGAGUACUCGGCCAAGGCUGCUCAGGGCCUCAGCCGCGCCGCCAGCGCCGCUGGUCCCGCUCUGUCUGGUGCCGUCAACGCCCUCGGCAAGGUCGGCGGCCGCACCGGCAAGGUUAUCAACUUCAUUGAGAAGCAGGUUCCCUGGGUCAUCUACUACUCCCGAGUCACUCUUGAGCUGUCCAAGAUUGUCUUCCACGGCCAGAAGAUGGCUCCUCCCCCCGUCAGCACCUUCCAGUCCUACUUCCAGACCGCCCUCGGCGCCGUCAAGAACCCCAACGCCCUCCUGAGCUCCGCCUCCUCAGCCGCCAGCUCCGCCGCCAACACCGCCGCCGCCGCGAAGCCCGCCAACAUCGCCUCCCGCAUCAACACCGCGACCGUGGCCACCGGUGCCGUUGUCGCCGCUGAGUGCCUCGGUUUCUUCACCGUCGGCGAGAUGCUCGGCCGCUUCAAGCUCGUCGGCUAUCACGGCGAGACCCACGCCGCUGCCCACUAAACGGAGAAAGAACCUUUUGAAAUCUGCUUCCCCGCCAUCUCGUACCGAUUCGAAACGACGAUGUGGAUGAGGGCGAGAGAUUCGUUUCCCGGGUUAUUAAUUC
Molecule: messenger RNA, 971 nt
Organism: Colletotrichum phormii
Lineage: Eukaryota; Fungi; Ascomycota; Sordariomycetes; Glomerellales; Glomerellaceae
Product: mitochondrial ATP synthase g subunit-domain-containing protein
Exons: 3
Coding region: 242-868 (208 amino acids)
Biological process (GO): proton motive force-driven ATP synthesis
Molecular function (GO): proton-transporting ATP synthase activity, rotational mechanism
Source: RefSeq, a predicted model, not a curated record